UACUGAGUCAUGCUGACGCUCUGGAUACGAAGAGUAUACGAAGACCAAACUAAGCACUAACCAUAUCUCACUUAGCGCACAGGCAUGUGAAGAUCUGGUUUAUAGUUCGUAGAUAAGAUAGAUCUGUUUACAGAAUGCUGUUUAGGGCUACGAGAACGUCGGGAUGACCGGAUGAUGAGGUCAUAAUGGGUUAACCUGGCUCAACGCGCCGACUUCGCUCAAAAAAUUCCUUGCUGCAGAAUAUUCAGACAAUGAACCUCUCAGCCUACGAUGAAACCUCUGUUCAGGUCCAUUCCGCGAUAUCCUCUCCUGCGGUGGCAGAUACGCCGCUUCGCCGACAUCCGGGAGCAUCCGGGCAACGACAAGCAGCGCAUCGUCGUCCUGGGCUCCGGAUGGGGAGGAUACACUCUCUCGCGAAAACUAUCGCAUCGCCAGUUCGCCCCCGUCGUGAUAUCCCCUCGGUCGUACUUCGUCUUUACCCCGUUGCUCACCGACACUGCCGGCGGCGACCUGGACUUCUCCCAUAUCGUCGAGCCUGUGCGCGAUCCCAGGGUCAAGCUCGACUUUAUCCAAGCUGCCGCGCGGGCAAUCGAUCUAGACCGCAAGACCGUCCUCUGCGAACCGACUAUCGUCCAAAGCGGCGUUACCGAGACGCAUACAGAGGAGGAGAACCAGAAUAAUGGCAAGCAGGUGAAUAAAUGGGAACACAGCGAGAUGUUCCACGUCCCCUACGACAAGUUGAUCAUAUCAGUGGGCGCAAUCAGCCGGACAUUCAAAACACCAGGCGUCAAGGAUAACGCCAUCUUCUUCCGCGAUAUUGGCGACUCGCGCCGUGUCCGUCGGCGCCUCCGCGAAUGCUUCGAACUCGCCGUCCUCCCAACCACCAGCGACGAAAUGCGCCGGCAUCUGCUGCAUUUCGCCAUCGUUGGCGCUGGUCCAACUGGUACGGAACUUGCUGCGGCAUUGCGCGACUUUAUCCACGCUGAUCUGAUCUCCCUGUAUCCGACUUUGGUCGGCUUACCACGUAUCUCGCUGUAUGAUGUUGCGCCGAAGGUGCUGUCGAUGUUCGAUGAGUCGUUGUCGCGGUAUGCGAAAGAGACGAUGAAGAAGGAGGGUAUUGACGUCCGCACUUCCCAUCAUAUCGAAAAUCUCCGUUGGGGUGUUCCCGGUGCUGAACCGCCGUACGAGAUGGAUCCGCGGAGUUGUUUAACACUUACAACGAAGGAGGAGGGAGAGGUGGGAGUGGGAAUGUGUGUCUGGGCUACAGGGAAUGCCAUGAACGAGCUCGUUCGCGAUUCUCUGCGAGAUGUCGAUGUGUUUCCGGCGAAUUCGGCCGUUAUGCAGGACGGUUCGAAGCCGCCGCAGGAUGCAUCGACGCGGUCGUGGUCGUAUAAGAAGGCCUCGCAGACAGGUGCACUCCUAGUCGAUGGACACUUGCGCGUCCAGCUUCAAGACGGCACCGGUAGUACAGCCGUUCUCAAGGACGUCUUUGCGCUUGGAGACAACGCCAUGCCCGAGAAUGGCGCACCACCAGCAACAGCACAGGCGACCGCCCAGGAAGCAAAGUGGCUUGCGACGCGGUUUAAUCACGGCGACUUGCAGACAUCGCCGCCGUUCUCAUUCAAGAAUAUGGGCACGCUGGCGUAUAUUGGGGAUGCGCGGGCGCUCAUGCAGCUGCCGGAUGAAGGGGAUGGCAAAUUUCUGCCACAGAAAGUAACAGGGAGAAUGGCCUGGUUGGUCUGGAAUUCGGCGUACUUGACGAUGACUAUUAGCUGGCGCAAUAAGCUAAGGGUUGCGUUUCGGUGGAUGUUGAAUCGGGUUUUUGGGCGGGAUAUCUCGCGCUAUUAAGCAGUUUCAGUACAAAUGGCAUGAUCUUGCAUGUCUAGUGCUUAUUAUACAAUCUAAAAGACAUUGUUCCGACCAGGCAUUGCAUGAUCAUCUGUUGUUAAGCAAGCAUCGUUACUGAAAGUCUUGUUCUAUCGGUAUUCAUGAAGAAAGCAUUUCUGAAGUCAUUAUUUUCUUUCUCAGUAGGGAAGCAUGUUAACCUGGAUCAUAUUAGCCCGUUAUAUUUC
Aspergillus versicolor CBS 583.65 is the source of this 2072-nucleotide messenger RNA. RefSeq names its product putative pyridine nucleotide-disulfide oxidoreductase. Bases 271 to 1848 code for a protein of 525 amino acids. Gene Ontology annotation, molecular function: NADH dehydrogenase activity. The transcript has a single exon. The record is from RefSeq and is a predicted model, not a curated record. Lineage: Eukaryota; Fungi; Ascomycota; Eurotiomycetes; Eurotiales; Aspergillaceae.